Messenger RNA from Chrysemys picta bellii (western painted turtle), 4921 nucleotides. It is a transcript of the gene MTCL3, whose product is annotated as MTCL family member 3. Gene Ontology annotation, biological process: regulation of autophagy. Lineage: Eukaryota; Metazoa; Chordata; Testudines; Emydidae. The record is from RefSeq and is a predicted model, not a curated record.
CCCGGCCCCUCCAUCUUCCUGUGGCGCAGGCAAGGGCCGGGCGGCGGGCGGCGGCGGGUGCUGGCAGGAGGGAUGCCUGCAGACUGAGCUCAUCCAGUUCCACCUGCGGCGGGGGCUGGCGGCCGCGGCCCAGAUGCAAACCAAGGGCGGCAACCACAGCACCGCCGCCGCCCCGGCCGAGGCGCCCCUGGCCUCCUCCCCCUCGCCCAUGGCGGCGGCCGGGCCCGAGGGGCUGCAGCAGGGCGCUGGGGGCGGCGGGAGCCCGAGUCCGCCCCAGCAAGAGGAGCUGCAGGAGGAGAUGGAGAGACUGCGGGAGGAGAACGAGACCCUCAAGAAUGAGAUAGAUGAGUUGAGGACUGAGAUGGAUGAGAUGAGGGACAGUUUCUUCGAGGAAGAUGCUUGUCAGCUGCAGGAAAUGCGUCAUGAACUGGAGAGAGCCAACAAGAAUUGCCGAAUCCUACAGUACCGGCUCCGCAAGGCUGAGCGCAAGAGGCUCCGCUAUGCACAGACUGGGGAGAUCGAUGGAGAGCUCCUGCGCAGCAUGGAGCAGGACCUCAAGGUUGCAAAAGAUGUCUCAGUAAGACUUCAUCAUGAGUUAGAAAAUGUGGAAGAAAAACGAGCUACAACAGAAGAUGAAAAUGAAAAGCUAAGACAGCAGCUUAUAGAAGUUGAGAUUACUAAACAGGCUCUACAGAAUGAACUGGAAAAAGUGAAGGAGCUGUCAUUGAAAAGAAGAGGGAGCAAAGACUUGCAGAAAUCAGAAAAAAAGUCACAGCAGACACCCACUGAGGAGGACAACGAAGAUCUGAAAUGCCAGUUGCAGUUUGUUAAAGAAGAAGCUGCCCUUAUGAGGAAAAAAAUGGCUAAAAUUGAUAAGGAGAAAGACAGAUUUGAACAUGAGCUUCAAAAAUAUAGAUCAUUUUAUGGGGAUCUAGACAGUCCCUUACCAAAAGGUGAAGCUGGAGGACCACCUACCACAAGGGAAGCAGAACUCAAGCUUAGAUUGAGAUUAGUAGAGGAAGAAGCCAACAUCCUUGGAAGGAAAAUAGUAGAACUGGAAGUAGAAAAUAGAGGUCUGAAAGCAGAGCUUGAUGAUUUAAGAGGAGAUGAUUUCUCAGGAACAGCAAAUCCCCUCAUGGGGGAACAGAGUGAAUCUCUCUCAGAGUUACGGCAGCAUUUGCAGCUAGUUGAAGAUGAGACAGAAUUGCUGAGGAGAAACUUAGCUGACCUGGAGGAACAAAACAAGCGCAUCACAACAGAGCUAAACAAAUACAAAUACAAGUCUGGCACCCAUGAGAGCUCGAGGCACCAUGAUAAUGCCAAGACAGAAGCACUGCAAGAAGAGCUAAAAGCUGCCCGAAUGCAAAUCAAUGAGCUCAGUGGCAAAGUCAUGCAACUUCAGUAUGAAAACAGAGUGUUAAUGUCCAACAUGCAGCGCUAUGACUUGGCCUCUCACCUCGGGAUCCGGGGCAGCCCCAGAGACAGUGAUGCUGAAAGUGAUACAGGGAAAAAAGAAAGUGAUGAUGAUUCCCGCCCUCCGCACCGCAAAAGGGAAGGUCCCAUUGGAGGGGAAAGCGACUCUGAGGAGGUACGCAAUAUCCGGUGCCUGACUCCCACUAGGUCUUUUUAUCCUACACCGACUGGGUGGCAGAAGAGCUUCACAGAUCGGCAGCAGAUGAAGGACAUCCGCUCUGAAGCCGAGCGAUUGGGCAAGACGAUAGAUCGCCUGAUUUCUGAUACGAGUACCAUCAUAACAGAGGCAAGAAUUUAUGUGGCCAAUGGGGAUCUGUUCGGACUCAUGGAUGAAGAAGAUGAUGGCAGUAGGAUUCGGGAGCAUGAGCUUCUUUAUCGAAUCAAUGCACAGAUGAAGGCAUUUAGGAAAGAACUCCAGACUUUCAUCGACAGACUAGAAGUUCCAAAGUCAUCAGAUGACCGAAGUGCAGAUGAACCUUUGUCAGUGAGUCAGAUAAGAAGUGCAAGAGAUAUAGUUUCUGUAGUAGCCACUGCUGUAAAAACACUGAAGACUACUUGUUUGCAAAAAAGAACAAAACAAAGUGAAACAAAAACAAAAAGCAAAACAAAACCUAAAAAAGCCACCCAGUUGAAUAAGAAUUCUCCUCACCAAGGUAUUCCAGGAUCAGGAUUCACAGAACUGGAACUCUUUAUCCCAGCUAGCUAUGCAUUUCACUGCUUUCACUACUACACUGAAAAAUGCACUGAAAAACUUCUGAAGGAUUGUUUACUUCAAAAAGAAUCAAAGACAAGAAAGACUUAUUCUGAUAAAAUCAAUCCCAGCUUCCAGGAAACAUUCAGGAAAGAAGAGGAGCAGAAACACCUUUUAGUUGAUACUCAUAGUGCAGCAAUGGACCUGCAUAAACAACUGGAGAAUACUGAGAGAAACUGGACCAAAGAGAAGAUGGAACUGCUGGAGAGAUUUGACAGUGAAAGGAAGGAGUGGGAAAGUCAGUGGAAGGUCAUGCAGAAGAAAAUAGAAGAGCUUUACCAGGAGGUAAAACUAAGGCGGGAGAGCAAUAUGAAUGUCCGGGAUAAUAAGGCCAUUCAAAGCAAGAUGCUGCAGCUAUCUGUAUAUUCCCCUACUUCAGAACGGAGUGACACAGCAGAACUGAACUGUCGACACAACUUGGCAAAUGGCUGGAUGGAAGAAAAGAGUUUGUUCAGUAACUCAGAACAAGAAUGUAAAGAAACUAGAACUCAGAGGAAAAGCAAUGUUUUAUUAAGGAACAGUCUGGCCUUUGACAACCAGGAGAAAUAUGAAGACCUCCUCAGCUUGAAAACUCCUAAGAAAGAUACCAGUAGCUAUGCGGGUGAUCUCAAUGCAGCUCUUAAAGAACUGGCGAAAGUUAGUGAAGAGUUAUGCAGCUAUCAAGAGGAAAUUCGAAAGAAGCCCAACCACAGAAGAAUGAAGUCACUUCCUUUUCUGGAAGAAUUUGAAGAUACCCAAAACACAGUUAUUAUGCCUGAGAUGAACCGCAUGUCCAGCAAUGAACCACAAACUUCUUCCCUCACCUUUGAAACAGAAGGACAAAAUAACAGGAAGAACUUGAUGAGUGCCAACAGGGGUUUGAAAGAUUUGCCUUGUAGCUCUCUUACUGGUGAUAGAGGAAGAGACUUCAUGCCCUGGCCAAAAAAAGAAGCCCCCCCAGUUCCUCCACGGAGCACUUCUCGACAUCUGACAAGCUCACUUUCUGCAGCUGUACACAUCUCUGAAGUACCCAUAAAAGAUUCAGGCAGCAGAAGCAACUGUAAGGUUCAGGAGGGUAGGAAUGGAAGGAAAUGUAUUAAUCCUUCUCUUGCAAAACAGAAUGAAGCUCCAGUGGUACAUGCAAAUGAAGGGAAGUCUGUGAAAGGUGGUGCAGAGGUAACUGCUUCAGUACCUAUAGCCAAAAAAGAGAGAGUCUCUGAGUGCAGUGUAGCGGCAGAUUUUUGUCACAACACAUGGUCAUGUGAUGUGGGCAAGCUUGGAAAAGGUACUCAGAAUGGAUCUUCCUUAUUGUCUGCCCAGAAAAGCUGUUCAGAUGGAAAUAUGGUGCAAACAGAGAAUGUGCACAGGAGACAUUGUCCUAACUCUCCUAAUGUUCUACAUUAUGGUAAUGACUCCCGUGACCCUGCAAUGCUGCCAAAGAAGACCCAAAGAAAUGAAAUGUUGGCAGCAAAGAUUGAUGAAUUUAACAGGAUUGUAUUUCAUACAGAUAAAUGCAACAAAUCUUUGCAAGAAAAUCAGAAGCUUCAAACACCAACUGGAGAUCAUAAACACUGUGGCCCAGGGUGUGACUGUAUGGUUAACAGAACAGAAACUGUAAAUGCAUCUUAUGUUUCAAAUCCCAGACUCUCUGCAGCAAAGAAACAGGAUCCCUGCAAUCCAACCAAAACUGCCAGAACAACAGGGCAACAAAAGCAAAUAACUGGACUUCUAAGCACCAGUGGCUACCGGCAUAUGCUUCAUGAGCAUGAUUGGAGAUCAAUUAAUUUAUCUGGUCGCCCGCGUUCAGCUGACUCAAGGUCAAACUAUGGAGUUGUUGAAAAACUUUUGAAAAACUAUGAAAAAUCAACAGUGACUUCUUUGUAUAAUUCUAAAUGCUGCAAAGAUAAGUGGACACAGUCAGAUUCUGAGUUCACAGAUGGGAGUUGUGAGACAUUGAGUCAGUAUUUAGAAAUGCUCCAGAUAGAGCAAGGAAAGCAAGAGUUUCAGAGGAAUUCAGCCAGGUGUGUUGGGAAGCAAGUCAAACAAGGCAAAGAGAGACAGAAGUUACCAGAGAUAUCUGUGCCAGAUAAAUGUUCAACUGGGAAAGGCUUCUCCCGGCCAGCGCGACCAGCAAAUCGACGCUUACCUUCCAGGUGGGCAUCCAGAUCACCUUCAGCACCACCUGCUGUGAGAAUGACCACACACAGUUAUUCUCUCUCACUUCAGUCAGAGACGGCAGUAGUCUGAACUCAAGGAUGAAUUUGAUGAUGUUGUGAAAUGUGAAAGCUCUGCGCCUCUUUAUACCUGUGUGUUCUGUGAUUGUGAUAGCAACCAGUUCUACACUGUUGUAUAUCAUCCAAGAGUAAUCCUGUCACUUGACUUACUGGGCAAAGCAUUUUCAAUCUUAGAUCAUCAUCGCAGUCUUCAGUGUUUUUAUUGAUGAAAUAAUUAUACCCCUUGUUUUCUUUUUCUCUCUCUUUCUUUCUUAAAUGGCUCACAAAGAAUUACUUUUGAAUGACAUCCUCCUUGGUUUGAGUUGAUACAAUGUAUAGUUCUGUAUAUUCUGACUUUUCUGCAAACAGCAGAAAGUAAAGCUGUAUGCAUGAUCAUGUGUUUGUAGGUGCAUGUGUUGGAAUAGGAAGUAUACAGGUAUGUAUUUAGAAGAGACAAACUCUGUGCUAGUGUUGACACUGAAAUUACAACAUAUAUGCCUAUAUA